GUGAAAGCAGAAACAGGUAGCUGCCAUGUUAAUCUGACCCAAGAAGUGCCUUUGUUUCUGGGCACUGUGCCAGUGUACAAGAAUGGAGAAGCACCUCCUGUAGAUUCCUCCGAACCAUUACAACAGUCUCACAAAGCCACUAUGCCUAUGACACAACCACCCUUCAAUCCUUCCAUGCCAACAACACAACAGCCAUUCAAUCCUUCUAUGCCGACAGCAACAACAGCCAUUCAAUCCUUCUGUGCCGACAGCACCACAGCCAUUCAAUCCUUCCAUGCCGAACGCACAACAGCCAUUCAAUCCUUCCAUGCCGACAGCACAACAGCCACUCAAUCCUUCUAUGCCUACAGCACAACAGCCAUUCAAUCCUAUGCAGACAGCACAACAGCCAUUCAAUCCUUCUAUGCCGACAGCACAACAGCCAUACAACUAUGUUAUGCCGACAGCACCACAAUCAUUCAAUCCUUCUACACCGAUGGCACAACAACCUUUCAACCCUUCUGUACAUGAUGGCACAACAACCUUUCAAUCCCUCGAUGCCGAAUGACACAGAACUCAUCUGAUCCUUUCCAAAUGCCUCCUUUCAAUCCUCAAAUGUAUGUGGCACAAUCUACCUCAAAUCCUUCAGCAGAAUUUUCCUCCAGCUAUCUCACUCCCUUGUUGCCAAAACCAAUCAUGCCCAUGACUCACCCACCCCAAUCAGGGCGGCAUGGACCCAAUAAGGACUUAUUACUGAUGCUCAAACUGUUGCUCCUUAAAUCACGGAUGCCUUUGGAUGCCUUGAUUUCUGUAAUAUGUAAUUAAGUGCAUACUGGAAUGAAAGAUUUCCUAUAAGUUAGAGUACUUGAAAUGCUGAUUCUAUGAGAUUUUGAUGCUCAAACUUUUGCCUGUAAGUCACGGAUGCCUUUGUAUGCCUUGAAUUCUGUUAUAAGUACUUGAGUCUAUACUCAAAUUGCUCAUUUGUAAAAUUGUGAGGUACCCAUGGAGAAACCUUUUAAAAAGUCAUGCAAUGUUGCAGAUCUGCAUUACUGCAGAUCAAAUCCCUAGGGAAGCUUAAAUCAUUAAUUAAAUGCAUUGUCUGUCCUUUUGGACAAUUUUGAAUUGCAGAUCUGAUCAAUGUUCUCUUCAGUAAUGGUGAAAUGCAGCCUUCCUGAGUAUUUAUACCCUUGAAGCGAAUUACAGCCUCUUCUAUAGAAUAGAAUAGAAUAUAUUUUAUUGCGUUGACAAUAUAUAUUACAUUGUAUUGCAAUAGUUAAUAAUACCAAUUUUUUACGGUAUUUAUCUUAAAAACUAAAUCCAUUCACUCGACUUUCCAUA
Messenger RNA from Homalodisca vitripennis (glassy-winged sharpshooter), 1317 nucleotides. RefSeq names its product arrestin domain-containing protein 3-like. NCBI's taxonomy places the organism in Eukaryota, Metazoa, Arthropoda, Insecta, Hemiptera, Cicadellidae. The record is from RefSeq and is a predicted model, not a curated record. Gene Ontology annotation, cellular component: cytoplasm. Gene Ontology annotation, biological process: protein transport.